AUGGAUGUCACUGGGGGAGGGGACACUGCAUCUCCCUACGAGAGUGAUCGAGACGGUCCUGGGGAUAACUCGAACGCUACCCAGAACGCUUCCACCACCUUAUUGAGCAAUGGCGAUUCCCCGUCUUCGCAUGAAGACAACAAGUUCCAGAGUGCCAUCUCGGCCUGGAGAAAUAUUAACCUGACCAAGCUCGUCCCAGAGCUCGAUUCUACAGCCACCGAUAUUGUUACACAUCAACGAGAUGCAUUGUUGUCACGCAAGGAUCUGGCGCAGAAGACGAAGGAUUUCAGGAAGCUGGACGACGCUGCCAAGCUGGGGGAGUUCAAGGGUCUCUUGAAAGCCUACCAGACCUUUAUUGACCUCCUCACAAGUCAUGGAAAGACUACAUCUUCGGCCUUCCUGCAAAUUUACUCUUCUGUCUCCGAAGCCCCAGAUCCGUACCCAUUGCUUGAAGCAUCUGUUGAUGCGCUUUUGCUGUCUGAGGAUACGCUUCCCAAGCUUACGUCUGAGAAUGGACACCUCCAGAACAGUAUCAGCAAUCUUACGCAGCAGUUAGACAACUUGGACCGCCAAGUAGAGGAAGAACGUGCAGCUAGGAAGGCGCUAGAAGAAUCACGAGAUUCUAAGAUCAAGGAGGUGGAAACCUCAUGGAAGGCUGUAGUCGAAGAGAAGAAAGACAAUUGGAAAGCCAAGGAACGAAGUAUGGAAGAGAAGAUUGAAAGCCAAGAACGUCUCAUGAACGAGCUGAAAGCUAGCUACGAAGUUUCACAGCGCUUGGGCCAAGAUGGAGACGGCGAGAAUGAAGCCCAUCACAGCUCUGCCAGCGCUGCUGAAUUAGAGAUUGUGAGCUCAGAUCUCGACAGAACUAGCCAACGCUUGGCUGAAGUUGAGGCAAGGAACGAGCAGUUGAGGGUGGAGCUUGCAGAAGCCUCCUCGAGUGCCCAGCGAAAGUCCGCUGUAGAUGACGACCCCAACAAUGCACGUCUAAGGUCCGAAAACUCCGCGCUGUUGAGAAAAUUGGACAAAAUCAGGCUAGAAAAGGAUUCAGAGACCAGGAAACGGGAAACUCGCAUCCGUACACUGGAGAAGAACGCUCAGAUGCUAGAGCGUGAUAGAGAAGGGCUGCGUGAGCGUGUACAAUCAUGGCGUGACUACGAUGAAAUCAAACAGGAGCUGGAGAUUUUCAAGUCAAUCGAGUUCUCUACUCUCGACGAGGACGACGCCAGCCCGGUUGGCGAUGGUGAGGGCAAUAGCGAUCUGAGUCCUGUCAACGGCGUGGUCUCAGGAGACAAAAAGGACUCGCUUGAACAGCUGCUGCUUGCAAGAAAUAAAAAGCUAAGCAACGAAAUGGCAGUGCUGAGAGUUUCGCAUCAAGAUCUGCAAAAGCAGCUGGAAUGGAUGCAGGAGACCAUGUCAAACACGAACUCAGAUCUAGAACAUGCACAGAAUCUGAACGCGACUCUGGAAACGGACCUGGUCAAAGUACAACAAGAGGCAUCCAAUGCCUUCCCUUCGUCGGCUAUGUCUGUCGCCGGGACCUAUACCUCUCGCUAUCCGUCUUCAUCGUACAAUGCCAACUCUUUCCCGAGCCGCAAAGGUAGGGUAUCUCCAACAUCUUCGAUCAUAUCUGGCUUCGAUCCACAAAGCACCUCUCGCAACACCUUGGAUGCCAUCCGAGCGGGUGAGCCUGUGGGUGGGGGCUCCGGAAUCAUGCCUAUGAUUCAAGCUCAGCGUGACCGGUUCAAGCAGAAGAACACGCAGUUAGAAGAAGAGCUCUCAAGACAAUACAACACGGUCUCCUCCCUUCGGCAGGAAAUUGCAUCCCUGCAAAAGGACAAUCUCAACCUCUACGAGAAAUCUCGCUACGUUUCCACCUACAGUCGAGGUGUGCCAGCCUCAUCAGCUUCGGCAUACGCGCAGCCUCCACAAUCCACAGCAAUAUCAGUGUCUGCAGAGACACCUUCAGGCCUCUCUUUAGACCGCUACCGCUCGACGUACGAAGCUAACCUUUCUCCUUUCGCCGCUUUCCGUGGACGCGAGUCUACAAGGGCCUACAAACGGAUGAGCCUUCCCGAACGCGUGGUCUUUUCCGUCACUCGCAUGAUUCUCGCCAACAGAACAAGCCGAAACCUGUUUGCGUUCUACUGCUUCUCAUUACAUAUCUUGAUAUUCGUGAUGCUUUACUGGAUGCAUUCUUUCGAUGUUUCCAACCACGCAAGCAACCUUAGCGCGGCGGUCGACGUGAUCGCGGCUGCAGGUGGCAAUCCUGGAGCGGACGCGCAGCACGGCGGUUGGCUUCAAGAGGGAUUUGAAGCUGGCGCAGGAACGUGA
Letharia columbiana is the source of this 2331-nucleotide messenger RNA. RefSeq lists its product as uncharacterized. The coding region runs from base 1 to 2331 and encodes 776 amino acids. Gene Ontology annotation, cellular component: Golgi membrane. Lineage: Eukaryota; Fungi; Ascomycota; Lecanoromycetes; Lecanorales; Parmeliaceae. Gene Ontology annotation, biological process: intra-Golgi vesicle-mediated transport. The record is from RefSeq and is a predicted model, not a curated record. The transcript is spliced from 4 exons.